UUUUGUUUUCCUGCAUUUUUUUUUCGUCCUUUUGGACAUUUUCAUUGUUUGAUUGAUAUUUAGUGACUCUUUUGAAUUUUUCUUUUAUGCGUUGUCUCCUUUCAUAGAUCUUUUCUUCUGUACAAAAUUUCCACUGUCUUUUACCUAACCCGCCCAAUGUUCAAAAGCAGAAAAAAGAAACAAGUAGCCACCAAUCCGCCAGUGACCAAGGAUAUGAAACCACAGGAACUCUCCACCACCUACCGCCCGCUCGAUGAGAUUCCCAUGGCGCGUGAUUUCAGAACGUCGGUCAUCGUCCCUCAACUCAGUCAAGAAAUGCCGUGUCCACCGAGUAUCAUGAUUCACCAUGAUGGCACUCAUCGUGAUGACUCCAUGCCACCUCUGACCAAAACCAUGCUCGAUACCACACCGUGUCUUGAUUUGGUCUCUCAAUCUUUGGAUACCACCGAUGGCAACUCCCACUAUGCCGAUCUGGCGGCGUGGCGAUCACAGCGUCACCAUCGGUUUUCCAAUGGUUUAUUUGGUGGCAAGCAGCGUGAUAAUGCAGCAAGGAUAAUCAAAUCAAAGAAAGUUGAAUCCGCUCAAAAGACUCAGGAGACCAUCGCUGUGACCGAGGAUGAAAACAAACAUACCGAUACCGUCGAAUUGGGUCUCAUCGAUGAUCCUGUCUCUAUGCAACUCUCACCGGCCUCUUCUUCUACACCUUCCACUGCAUAUUCGGACGACGAUGACGACGAUGAUGAAACUGAGGAAGAUCUUUUGGAUCACACCAUUCGAUACGAGGAUUGCGAUGAUCUUUCUGAUACCGACGAAAACUUCUUUCUGAAAGACUUUGCCGCUGAAUCGGUCGAACCAACCAGCGAAAAGGCCCGCCGGCGUCGUUCAAAAGCUUGCAGCACACGCCACCGUUCCACCAAGGCCAUGAGUCGAUUUGAUCUCGCCAAUUUCGCACGUCAGUUGCACGAAAAUCGAUUGUCCGUCAUGCAAUCGCGUCAAAGUCACAUCGUUUUAACCGAAGAAGAUGAAAGAGAACUCGACAACUUGCUAGCCCAGCAGCGCAUCAGGGACACAGAUAAAGAGACCGCUCCUUUCAAUGUACCACCUGUACCACCCAUCCCACCCAUGCCGGUGGAGGAGGAUCCACUUCCGCAUCAGGCAUCCUCCACGGACCAAGACGCACCGGGGCCUGCCGUCACACCUGUGAACCCACGAUCCUCGAUUUUUCUCGAAAAGCUCUUUCUGUCCGAACAUGACUUGCAGGAUCACAUUACAGAAACAUGUGGAGAAUCCUUGCCACAAGAACCCACGGAAAUUCAUUCAUCACCGGUGGAUCUUGCUCCUACUGACACAAAAGUUGCUGAGAAUGAUGACUUGGUCGAGGUCCCUGAAACGUCACUUUCGCGUGUCAAAGGUGUCUCGUCACUGCGAUACCCGUCUUCCCGUAAAACAGAGAAUGAGACAAACCAAGUGAAGCGAUCCCGAUCGACCACCGAAACUGAAAAGGUUAAAAAUGUCUCAUUUUUAUCAUCCUUGACGCCAUCGAAAACAAUCGUGGAUGAAAUUCCUGAAAUUCCAGAAGAACCUUCCGUACUUGAACGCCGAUCCAUUCGAAAGUCCAUGAGCACGAAUACGUUUCCUGUCCCAGCAGCUGCCAUGGAAUUGUCUGCUAAAAUCGAAAUUGACGACAAUGACACUCUCGUUGCUCAAACCCCUACUUCCGCCACGGACCUUAACCAAAGUACCUGCAAGCCCAAAUCAGGGUCCAAAAGCACAACCUUGUCAUCCAAAUCAUGGAAAAGCACAUUAUCCCUAGGUUCCCCACCCUCUAAAUCAUUGAGUACCAAACUAUCCAAGCAACAACAACAGCAGCAACAAAAGGAACACCAAAAGCAACAACAGAGCACGGCAGCGCCAAAAGAACCGAGUCGAUCCCUGGGGCUCUUUAAUAGCCUGCGUCAAGCAAGUCGUACCCGUUCCCUUUCAGGUACAUCGCCGUUUAAAGGACUCGUUCGCAAUUUGAGCAGCGCAGGAUCGCUUCGCCAACCUUCUUUAGCGUCGACCAAGGAUUCACCCACCAUGUCGCGGGCGGCUCGGGCGGUGAUUCAGCAUAACAUUGAACAACAUGAACAGAGACGAUUGGAGAAACGGAAAACUGAACAAACCCAAGCCAAGGCUAACUCUACGGACAUCCAAUCUCCUCGAGCCACGACGUCCUCUGUUGCAGAUCAAACCAAAUUGGUUGAAGGUACCACUUCUGGGCCUGGUUCAUCCGAAAAGGCAGGCGUACGAUUACUGUCUCAGUUACUCGCCAAAGCCGCGAAAUCCAGCCGUCGAACAACCAAGACGGUAAAUAUGCAUCACGAACAAGCGGCUGGUCCCAACGGAAAGAACUCGCGAGCUCAGGUGGUGCGACGCACGAUCAUCUAUGUCCAACCGGAUUCACUGAAUUUCCUGAAAAAUGCUGUUGCCAAUGCACCUCCUGUACCGUCCUUGAAAACGGAGGCCGCGGAAAAAACAGAUGCACCUUUGAUCGGUCGUCGUCGUCAGUCCAACGGAACCGACAUUUCUCCCAAAUCCAUCGCCAGCGAUCAGUCUCAGGAAUAUGCCACCGCCACCAAAAUUGUCCGUCAAACCUCGGUCCGUAAGCGGCUCGUUGAGACGACCGAAUCCGAUCCCCAAGAUGGACCGGACCCGGCCUCGAACCUUUCUCGUCAAGGCUCCAAGAAAAAAUGGCGACUUGAAAGUAUGGACGAACCGUCUUCCACUACUAACCCAAGCGCAAACGAGGUCCAGGAUGAUGACAGUGUGUAUGAUUACUACCGUCACCAUCACGAGAGUCAGUACCUUCAGGGAUUGGAACUUCGCGAAAUGAGUGAUGGGACCGUCAUUUGGGGUAUUGUGAAAAAACAAGGCAACCGCAAGAGUUUCUUUUCUCCGCAACUGGACAAUCAUGCCUCCGACCAAGCCAGUCAUGACACUAAGGACGACAAGAACAACAAAGGGUCGACGUCUUCCCAUCCCUUCUCUACAUGGACCACUACCUCACCGAGUCGACGUCGCUUUGUCCAAGAAGAGGAAGAAGAAGAAGAAGAUAAUGAACAAAUCGAAGCGCGAGUGCUGGCACUGAUGGGUCUGAGACCUGGCAGCUUGGAUGACCAUGCGUCUUCUCUUUCGCUCAACCCCUCUUCCACUGCCGCUCCUACCACCGCAACAGCCACCGCAACAGCUACAGCAGCACUACCCCCACCUAUUCCACGACGAUCGCCUCAACGGCAGAUACCCAACGCACGAUCGACCAUGGAUCAUCGUGCCAAACACAUUUCCACUAUUGCUUCUCGUCACACAGCUACAACUACGGACAUUUAUUACGCUCCCGAAAUGACCCUUCCCAAUUUAUUACAAAUGGUCACCAAUACCCAGGGACCUCACGGUGAUGUGGAGGAUGGUUCUACUUUGCCCAACCCUAAAAAGUUAUCGGUCGAAGAACAAUUGGAUGAAAUGAUGCGAUCUUUUGCCAGCAGCAGUAGUGGUGAAGAUGAAGACGAGGCAUCAUGAUGGGAUAGAACAAACAAUGAAAAAACCAACAUCAAGUCAACCAAUGAUUACCCUCAAAAAAGAAUCCAUCGUAUUCUAUUUCUCUCUCACUCUUUAGAUAUAUAAAAUAUAAUAAUCCCUUGUUUAUUUGACAUACGUAAUUAAAAGAAAAAAAUAAGGUGCCAACAACUGUCAUUGGACGGUCGUUCAUCUAUAUCGGCGAAAUUACAGUAACAACCGUGGCGAAGAAAAAAAAAAGCAGCAAAUCCAGGAUUUCCCAG
This is a messenger RNA of Radiomyces spectabilis, 3815 nucleotides long. RefSeq lists its product as uncharacterized. The record is from RefSeq and is a predicted model, not a curated record. The coding region runs from base 157 to 3555 and encodes 1132 amino acids. NCBI's taxonomy places the organism in Eukaryota, Fungi, Mucoromycota, Mucoromycetes, Mucorales, Radiomycetaceae. The transcript is spliced from 3 exons.